Molecule: messenger RNA, 796 nt
Organism: Leucoraja erinaceus (little skate)
Lineage: Eukaryota; Metazoa; Chordata; Chondrichthyes; Rajiformes; Rajidae
Product: gamma-interferon-inducible lysosomal thiol reductase-like
Exons: 7
Coding region: 48-695 (215 amino acids)
Cellular component (GO): lysosome
Molecular function (GO): oxidoreductase activity, acting on a sulfur group of donors, disulfide as acceptor
Source: RefSeq, a predicted model, not a curated record
GCGGCCUGCAGCUGAGCAUCAGAGAGGCAAGUUUUGUUGCUGACAGCAUGAAGUUUCUGGUGAACCUGUUCAUUCUAUCUCUUUGUGCCGUUGGGAAAAGAUGUUCGAACACGGAGGCCGGGGACUGGCCUCCUGUGCACAUCAGCCUGUUCUACGAAUCCCGGUGUCCCGAUUGCAGUGACUUCGUAGUCCACGAACUCUGCCCGGUGUGGAUGAGGAUGAGGGAGGUUCUCAACAUCACCCUGAUACCAUUCGGGAACGCUGAGAUAAUUCAAGGUGCCCAGGGCGUGCAGUACUUGUGCCAACACGGGGAGGAAGAGUGUCUGGGAAAUAUGAUCCAGAGCUGCAUGAUUCAUCACCUGAAGAACACCUCGUCUUACCUGCCCGUCAUUUGCUGCAUGGAGUCUGCCCACACAGUGGUCGCAACCACCCAGCAGUGUUUGCAAGACCACGCGCCUGCCUUGACCUGGGAGACCAUCAGCGAUUGUGUCGACGGAGAGUUGGGUGCCCGACUCAUGCAAGUAAACGCUCGCUUGACCACUAGUCUGGAGCCUCCACAUCGUUAUGUUCCUUGGAUUCUCAUCAACGGGGUUCACUCUGAGGAUAUCCAGCAUCAUGCAGAGGGUGACCUCCUGGAGCUGGUCUGUCAGACCUACACAGGCUCUCUGCCUGCGGUUUGUGGUCAAAGAAUCUAGGUCUCAGAGAUCCAAGCAUAGGCCUACUGGCAAGUGGAAGCCAUGAAUGAAUUUAAAAACUCACCUGAUGUUCAAUGAUUUACAGUGACUUACCGCAUCUC